AUGCCUCGUGAGUGCGCUGUUAAAAUGUGCGAAAACAAACAAAAGACUUGGUCGGCUCUAAUGUUUCACCGACUUCCAUUGAGUAAUCCGGACCGAUUGAAACUAUGGAUGGUUGCCCUGAACAAAGAUGCUGAUACUCCGACCGAGGACCUCAGAAAGUUACUAGUUUGCUCGGAACAUUUUCUACCGGGGGACUAUUAUGAGAAGUUGGGACAGGACAGACAUACGAGGAUGAGAAUCAUGAAAAGUUUCCUGAAGGAUACAGCGGUGCCAUCAGUGGGCGUUCACACGCCAGGACAACGUGGAAUAAUGGCGGUAAGUGUAAUUUAAAUAAUAUCUGAUUGAUUGAAUAGUGUUAUUGUUCCUUGAUAAAUGACAAACUAGAGCGUAGGUUUAACAACUUUUAAUAACCAGAUGCUGGAACUACCAAUGUAGCUAGCUAUCAACCACUGCGUGCGUGGCGCAUUGUAUUAUGGGUAGCGUAGUCUUCGUGUUUUUAACACACAACACAAAUAAAAGCUGUUCUGAUAACAUUUCAUAGGGCUGUCACUUUACUGGUGGACAAGCUGUUUCAGUGUCAUUCGCUACCUUUGUGUGAAUGCCCUCCUCAGAGCGCAUACACACACACACACACACAGACGCACGCACACACACACACACACACAGACGCACACACACACAGACGCACACACACACACACACACACACACACACACACACACACACACACACACACACACAAGUACAACACCCACUUUUAGCCAAAGAAUAGCCAAGUACAACAAAACGACUAAGUCAACUUUGUGCCAUUUUUUUGGUGCCUUUAUUCAGUUUCAAAGUCAAAUAAAUAAUAGCAUUUCCACAUGCAACAGAAAGGAACCAUGACUUAACUGUAUAGUGUUAGCUAGCCUUCUAAUAGAUGACAGCAUGCCACAAAAAGAGAACAGUUAUUAUAGGGAGAAUAUCAAUCGCAUUUCCUUGACUCCUUGUACUCUCGCCUCGCCCCCUUCUCAAAACCCAUUGGAUGAGGUCAGAGGGGAGGGACCUCUCAUCACACCCAAUGGGGUUUAAGAAGGAGGAGAGAAUCAAGGAAAUGCAAUUGAGAUUCUCCCACGGCCUUGUUCAAAGCCAAAUUGAUUGCAUGCCUACACAUGUUCUCAUGUGUUUAUUCCAAAUGAAUACGGACAUUUCCUGGUCCCCGUCCCUUUCUCCCAGGUUGAGACAGGAGACGUGCCUCCAGCUGUAGACAAUCCACCAGGUACAGACUCAGCAUCUCCUCCAACCCCACAACAGAGCUCCGCCCAUGGAGGGUCAGGUGUUGCUACGGCUACUGCAGGGUUCAUCUCCCAACCGGGUCGUCAACAGACAGCGUCGGGGACAGAGCCUGCUCCAAGCUCUGGGACGUACGUGGCCCUGGCACUUAGGAAGGUAAUGCUGUUGUUUUGCUAUCAUGAUGUUCUGCUAGCUAUUGAUGGAUAGUAUGUUAAUAGCCUUAAACCAGCCUUUGAACGGCUCAUUGGGGCAGUAGCCUAUCUCCUGUUUCUGUAGUGAGACAGCCUGAUGUACCAGGACACCCCCUGGACAGGACACUAGUCUAUCUCCUGUUUCUGUAGUGAGGCAGCUUGAUGUACAGUACACCCCUGGAGCAGGACACUAGUCUAUCUCCUGUUUCUGUAGUGAGACAGCUUGAAUGUACCAGUACCACCCCCUGGACAGAACUGUCUCCUCCUUUUUUCUGUAUGGACGCUUGUGUACCAGUACACCCCCCGGGAAAGGACACUUCAUCUCCUUUUCUUAGAAGCAGCCUAUGUACCUCCCCCCCUGGACGGGACCUAGUCACUCCUGUUUCUGUAGUAAACACCUGUUUUCCCAGAAAACCCCCCCGGACAGGACAUAUCAUCCCCUGUUUCUUUUAUGAGACAGCUUGAUGUACAAAAACCCCCCCGGACAGGACCUAGCUUCUCCUGUUUCUUAUGGACGCUUUUUUACAUACCCCCCCUGGCCCGGACACUAGUCUAUCCCCUUUUUUUGUAGUGAGACGCUUGAUUACAUAACCCCCCUGGACAGGAACAAUCUAUCCCUGUUUCUGAUUGAACAGUUUUAUUCCAGUACACCCCCGGGACAGGACACUAGUCUAUCUCUGUUUCUUAGUGAGCCUUGAUGUACCGUACCCCCCUGGACGGGACCUAGUCUAUCUCCUGUUUCUGUAGUGAGACGUUUGAGUACCAGUCACCCCCGGGACGGGACAUAUCUUCUCCUUUUUUGUAUGAGCAGCUUGAGUACAUACACCCCGGACAGCAUAGUUACUCCUUUUCUUAGUGAGACAUUUUUGAGUCCCCGGGAACCCCCCCUGGACGGGCCCCAAAGUUAUCUCCUUUUUUCUUUGGGAACAGUUGAUUUACCAUACACCCCCUGGACGGAAAAUAGUCAAUCCCUGUUUCUGUAGGAACAGUUUGAUGUACCAUAAAACCCCCGGGCAGGACACUGCUUCCCCUGUUUCUUGGGACAUUGAUGUCCCGUAACCCCCUGGACGGACACAUCAAUCUCCUUUUUCUGUAGUGAACACUUUAUGUACAAACCCCCCCGGGGACGGACACGGGCUAUCCCUUUUCUGUAUGAGAACUUGUGUACCUCCCCCCGGGAGAGGACACAGUUUUCUCCUUUUCGUGGGAGACGCUUUGUCCGGGAAACCCCCCCGGGACAGAACCAGCUAUUCCUUUUCGUAGGCACCCUGAGUACCAUCACCCCCGGGAAAAGGACAUAGUUAUCCCCUUUUUCGAGUAAGACGCCUGAUGUACCAGUAACCCCCUACGGACACUAGUCAAUCUCCGUUUCUUAGUGAGACAUUUGAUUACAAACCCCCUGGACGGCACUGUCUAUCUCCUGUUCUGUAGGAGACAGUUGAUGUACAGUCACCCCCGAAGGACACUAGUCACUCCGGUUUUUCUGUGUGAGACAUUGAUGUACCAGACCCCCUGGAAGGCCUAUCUAUCUCCUGUUUCUGUAGUGGGGAAGUUAAAUACCAGUACACCCCCCUACAGCACAGUCAUCCCGUUUCGUAUAAACGUUGAGGCCCAAGUACACCCCCCGGACGGGCCCUAGUCUAUCUCCUGUUUCUUAUGAGCGCUUGAGUACAUCCCCCUGGAAGGACAUAGUCACCCCCCCUUUUUUCGUAGUGAGACGCUUGUGUACAUACACCCCCUGGCAGGCCCAGUCUUUUCCCGUUUCUGUAUAGACAGUUUGAUUUUACCUCCACCCCCGGACGGGAACCGUUAUUCCGUUUCUGUAGUGGCAGCUUGGUACAGUACACCCCCUGGACGACACUAGUAUACCCUGUUUCUGAUGAGACGCUUAUUACCGGGACACCCCCUGGAAGGCCUGUCUAUCUCCUGUUUCGUAUAACAGUUUGAUGGCCCAGUACACCCCCCUGGACAGGACACUAUCUUUUCCCUUUUCUGUGUGGACAGCUUAUUACAGUACCCCCCUGGAGGACACUAGUCUACCUCCUGUUUCUGUAUGGACAGCUUGAUGUACCAGUACCCCCCCUGGAAGGACACUAGUCUAUUCCUGUUUCUGUAGUGAACGCUUGAUGCCCCAUCCCCCCCUGGACGGACCUAGUCUAUCUCCUUUUUUUUGAUGAAUAGCUUAUGUACAGUAACCCCCCGGCGGGGCACUAGUAUAUCCCCUUUUUCUGUAUGAGCCCCUUGAGUACCGGGACCCCCGGACGGACAUAUCUAUCUCCUUUUCUGUAGGAGACCCUUAUGUACCAGACACCCCCGGGAACGGACACUGCCCUUACCUCCUUUUCUGUUGGACCCCCUUGAUGACCAGAAAACCCCCCGGACAGGACAUAGUUAUCUCCUUUUUCGUAGUGAGACCCCGAUUCCCAGUCACCCCCCGGACAGGACACUAGUCUAUUUCCUUUUUCUGUAGGGACAGUUUGUGUACGUAACCCCCGGGGCAGGAACUAUCUAUAAAAGGGCCCUGAUGGAUAAACUACGGUUAUUGGGUUUGGGGCGAUGCUGAUUUUUUUUAUGUUUUGCAAAAAUUUUCCCCUCUAAGACUACAAGGGGGACGCAUGCAAAGGAAAAAAAAAAACCCCAACUUUCUGUGGUAUCUGUCUGGCUUUUCCCCUGCAUUCUGUUGAUACGCUUGUUUAUUGGUCCGGCUCUUUCUGUUAUACGCUUGAUCUUUCCAGACUAUUCAAAAUAUUUGACCUAUUGGGUCCGACUCAUUCUGUUGUACAGCUUAUUUUGGCCCAGACUCUUCUUUAUCCCGUUCGUAUUGGCCAGACUCUUCUGUUGAAAAAGCUUCGUUUUGGCCAAUCGGGGACCUUCAUUGCAUGUAACAUGGGGAUGGAAAGAUAAAAAGGGCCCAAUCCUUUAUCGGGGGUGGAGAAGAAGCGGGUUAGGUAAGGUCUGUCUUAGCGUGCAGGAACACUUAAAAAAAAACGCUGCACACUGCUAGUAAGGGGCGUCUAGCGUAGCCCCUUCAAAAGGAAAACCUGCCCUAUCUAGGAAAGGUGCUGUCACGUACAAAACACUUAAAAGGGAAACGCUGCACACUAGUUAGGAGGGGCUGUCUACGUAGAGAACCUUAAAAGGAAACGCGCAACUGUCUGGUAAGGUGCUUUCUCGUACGAACACUUAAAAAGGGGAAACGGCCACUAGUCUGGUAAGGGGCUGCUAGCGUAGCAAAACAUUAAAAAGGAAAACCUGCACACUAUUUUUGGUGCGUCUAGCGACGAACCUUCAAAGGAAACGUGCACACAGUCUAGAAGGGGCUGUCUCGUGCAGAACACUUAAAAAGGAAACCGCACACUAUCUAGGUAGGUUGUCUAGGUAGCAAACACUUCAAAAGGAAACUGACACUGUCUGGGUAAGGGGGCUUUAGCGUGAAAAAUUCAAAGGAAACGUGCACCCCCUAGUAAGGGCUGUUAGCGUAGCAGAACAUUCAAAAAAAGCUGCCCUAGUCUAGGUAAGGGGUGUCGCUACAGAACACUUCAAAAGGAAACCCUGCACACUAGUCUAGGUAAGGGGCUGUCUAGCGUAGCAAAACCUUCAAAGGAACGCUGAAAAAUAGUCAGGUAAGGGGCUGUCAGCGUGCAAACAUUUUAAAAAGGAACCUGCACACUAUCGGGUGGGGGGUUUCUAGCGUCAAAAACACUUAAAAAGGAACGCUGACACUAGUCUGGAAAGGGUGCUAGCGUGCAAAAACUUCAAAGGAAACCUGCACCUUCUAGGUAAGGUCGUCUACUAGCGAACACUUCAAAAGGAAAAACGCUGAACCAUCAGGAAAGGUCUGUUAGCGUACAAAACCUUAAAAAGGAAACGCGCCCUAGUUUUGGGGAAAGGGCUGCCCGGUAGCAAAACCUUUAAAAAGGGAAAACGCUGCCACUAGUCGGGAAAGGGGUUCUAGCGUAGCAAACAUUUAAAAAAGGGAACGCUCCACAGUCUAGGUAAGUGCUUCUAGCGUGCAGAAAUUUUCAAAAGGAAAGCGCACAUAGUCGGAAAGGGGCUUCUAGCUAGCAGAACCUUUUAAAAAGAACCGCGCCCCUAGUCUUAGGUGCGUCUACGUAGCAAAACAUUCAAAAGGCGCUGCACACUAUCGCCCCAAACGUUUCCAACCAAAGCUUCUUAUCAGAGUGCAGUUUUUUCCCCCCAAUUUCCCCUUUUCCUUUUAAACGUAUAUAUUUUUUAUUCUGUCAAAUCAGGUGGAGCGCAGGAAGAAAGGCCGAAUGGACACAGCCGUUAAGAAGACUGCAGUGAAGGACUGUGCCAUAUGAGGUCUGGGGGCUGCCAGCGAUGCCAGGUCCCAGUGUCGCACGCCUUUCACCCUCCCCCCUCCCCUCCACCCGGGGGCCAGCUCUGCCCUAGUGUCCGGAGAAGUGGAUGGAGGAGGAUGGAGCGAAAGGAAGUGGAUCGUGAACGAGUCGAAACUCAAGGAGCUUUUCCAGACGUGCCACCGGUGUGGAGCUGCCCUGCGCACGGCUAAACCGUUUUGGGGGUUCACCCAAAAUAAAAGUCCCUGGUUUUGCCCCGACAAGCAAAAGGGGGAGAGUGGC
This is a messenger RNA of Coregonus sp. 'balchen', 6064 nucleotides long. The record is from the annotation of a GenBank genome assembly. Lineage: Eukaryota; Metazoa; Chordata; Actinopteri; Salmoniformes; Salmonidae.